Molecule: messenger RNA, 1740 nt
Organism: Papaver somniferum (opium poppy)
Lineage: Eukaryota; Viridiplantae; Streptophyta; Magnoliopsida; Ranunculales; Papaveraceae
Product: cytochrome P450 711A1-like
Exons: 5
Coding region: 390-1622 (410 amino acids)
Molecular function (GO): oxidoreductase activity, acting on paired donors, with incorporation or reduction of molecular oxygen; iron ion binding; heme binding
Source: RefSeq, a predicted model, not a curated record
UGACAAUGAUUACUACAUCUUGGUAUGCCAUAAAAGGUUUCCUUGAAGCUGCAUCCCUAGCAUCAGUUUUCUUCACCCUGAUGCCACUGAUUGUUGGUGGUUUUUUGAUGUACUAGGCGCCUUAUUGGCCAGUAAGAAAGGUACCUGGUCCUCCAACAAUUCCACUUUUGGGGCACAUUCAUUUACUUUCUAGAUAUGGUCCUGAUGUUUUCUCCGUACUUGCCAAACAGUAUGGUCCGGUUUUUAGGUUUCACAUGGGUAGGCAACCGUUGAUAAUUGUGGCCGAUGCGGAAUUAUGCAAAGAAGUUGGUAUAAAGAAAUGCUAAGAUAUCCCGAAUCGAAGCGUUCCUGCUCCUAUCCUUGGACACCCAAUACAUCAAAGGGGUCUUAUGUUCUCAAACGGUACACAGUGGCCCACAAUGAGAAACACCAUACUUUCAGUAUAUCAACCUUCGCAUUUGUCAAGCCUUAUACCCACGAUGCAAUCUAUAAUUGAAUCUGCGACUGAGAAUCUCCCUACCUGGUCUGAAGAUCAAAAUGAAGAAGGAGAAGAGGACUUUAUUUUCUCUGAGCUCACUCUAAAAAUUGCUUCUGAAGUCAUCGGUAAAGCCUCAUUCGGGUUCGAUUUUGGUCUUAUAAAGAAACCCUCGUCCGAGGUUUCUCUAAAUGAGGAAGACACUAUAGCCAAAGAUUUUGUCAAGCAACAUAUAUAUUCCACUACUAAACUUAAGAUGGAUCUUAAAGGUUCAUUCUCAGUCAUACUUGGAGUAAUAUGUCCUAUACUUCAACAACCAUUUCAACGAAUAUGGGAAAGAAUUCCAGGAAAAAUAGACUGGAAAGUAAACAGAUCGAAUCACAAUUUAUCAAGCAAACUCGACCAGAUAGUUGAGAAACGAGCAAAAAAUAAAGAUAGAGGAACAAAAGACUUCUUAUCGCUCGUAUUAAAUGCAAGAGAAUCGGAUCACGAAAGGCUGCACAAAUUUUUUACUCCCGACUAUGUAAGUGCACUUGCUUAUGAGCAAUUGCUAUCUGGAGCUGCGACAACAUCAUUUACCUUAUCCACGAUACUUUAUCUAGUAGCUGAUCAUCCUGAAGUAGAGAAGAAAUUGCUCAAGGAAAUAGAUGGCUUUGGUGAACAUGAUUUGAUACCAACAGCUCAUGAUCUUCAGCAUAAAUUUCCUUAUCUUGAUCAGGUAUUGAGAGAAGCUAUGAGGUACUACCCAACAUCCCCAUUGAUUGCAAGAGAAGCAGUAAAAGAUGUAGAAAUUGGAGGCUAUGCCCUUCCAAAGGGUACAUGGAUAUGGAUGGCAGUAGGGGUCCUAGCCCAGGACCCUAAGAACUUUCCAGAACCGAACAAGUUUAGGCCAGAAAGGUAUGAUCCUACUUGUGAGGAAGAAAAGCAAAGACAUCCUUACGCUUUCCUUCCUUUUGGAAUUGGACCUCGGCAAUGUCUUGGAAUAAAAUUUACCACGCAAGAGAUGAAGCUCACGUUAAUUCAUCUAUAUCGAAGAUACAAAUUCCAGCAUUCCCCAAAGAUGGAAAGACCUUUAGCUCUUGAUUAUGGCAUCAUUUACAACUUUAAGUAUGGCGUCAAGCUGAGAGUCAUUAAAAGAUCAACCUAGUUGUUGAAAAUUGGUUGUUCUAUAUAGUUUGAGAUUGUGAUAACACAAAGCAUAAUAUUUAUUUUAUGCCAAGUACGUCCGAGUGAAAUUUAGUAAGGUUCUCUAUAUGUGAUUAAAA